This is a messenger RNA of Mustela erminea (ermine), 2315 nucleotides long. It is a transcript of the gene TMEM81, whose product is annotated as transmembrane protein 81. Bases 1061 to 1909 code for a protein of 282 amino acids. Lineage: Eukaryota; Metazoa; Chordata; Mammalia; Carnivora; Mustelidae. The transcript has a single exon. The record is from RefSeq and is a predicted model, not a curated record.
UUGGUUUUAAUCAUUGUCACAUCUGAGUGUCUACCACUCAGUUUUGGUUUGGUUUGCUCUGAGCCUAAUAAUCCGUCUUUGAGGUCAUAGCUGUUUCAUAGCAACCUUGACCCAAGUGAGUGAUGUGCUCCUGUGUUCUGUGGAGGUAAGGGAGUAGGCCACGAGGUGGGCAGGGUUAUGUAUCCCUUCCCCCCAAAAAUACCUUCAGCGCCCUUGUGAAGGAAGAGUGUCUAGAAUGGGGAGAGGGCUGUAUUCGGGAUUGCCCGUCUUGCCCGUAAACAUUAGGAUUCUAAAAGGGCAGCUUGGUCCUUGUUUCCGUGAAUUUUCAUUUCUAUUUAAAAUUCCUUACCCAUGAACAGAGUUUCACACUUUACCAAGUGUUUUCAUGUACAGUUUAUCAUUUAUUGCCCAAAGUGACCCCCCUGAAGUAGAGCAGGUGGUCUUAAUUUACAAAGGAGAAAAUAGAAAUAGAAAUUCGGGAAGGAUCACUCGCUUGCUUGCCUCCCAGUCCAGAGUUCUUAAUCCUUUUUUACAGAAGGUUUAGGAGCCUUAAAAGUCAAUAAUAACUUAAUGUAAGGUCAUCCUCUUUUAUUUAUUUUUUUAGACCUGGUAUUUGAUUUCUGGGUCAGAUUUAAUUGGGGUUUUGAAGCUCUUUAAUUUGGAUCCCAUGUUCGGAGAGGAGGGGUGAGGUGAGGAGGAGCAGCUUCGCGAUGCAUUCGAGGUAAUUUGGACCUUCACUUCAGAAGCUGAAGUCUCUUCGUCUUUGUCUUCCCAAGAGGGUGGGUUUAAGUCAUGUAAGGGCGUGGACAGAAUGAAGACUGGAGAGGUGGGCACCGGCGAGCAAGAGCUGGUAAAGCAGCAACGUGGUGACUUUUCCCUCUGCCUUGUGGCCUCGCCUGUUCAUAAGGACUGGACCCGUGUCGAUCGAGUCGCAGCUUGUCCUUGACCACAGGUGCAGCCCAUCUUUUGAUGUUGAGGGAGAUCCUGCGUCAAAGGAACGGAGUGAGGAUGUAGAGGAUUCGCCGGGGACAGCUCGGGUGCCGGCUGACGGUGGGGAGACAUGAGGACCUCGGCCGCUGGUUUCCUCCUUGGGAGCCUGGUGUUGGCCUUUGGUCGGCCUUUGGUGGUGACUUCACCGAAAACACUGGCCAUCCCAAAGCAACUUCAGCAAGCCGUGGGGCGGGUUAUUGUCAGUGCCACCACCUGCACGGUCACCUGUGGCCUUGGCUAUAAGGAAGAGACGGUCUGCGAGGUGGGCCCUGAUGGCGCGAGAAGGAAGUGUGUGUCUCGGCGCGUGGAGUGUUUGAUGAACUGGAUCUGUGGGAUGCUCCACUUCACCACCCGCAGAGGGAAGGCGUUCGAGCUCAGCUGCCUGAGUUCAGACAUCCUGCAGGUGGGGAAGGAGGCUUUCCGGUUCACCUGGAGGCUGGCUCGUGGCAUCAUCUCAACUGACGAUGAAAUCUUCAGACCCUUCCGGGCCAGCUCGCACUUGCUGAAGUUUGAGUCUAUUCAGGAGUAUGACUCUGGGACAUACCGGUGUGAUGUGCAGCUGUUAAGGAACUUGAAAUUUGUCAAGAGGCUCUAUUUCGGGCUGCGGGUCCUUCCUCCUCACUUGGUGAACCUGGAUUUCCAUCAGUCCCUUACUGAGAAUCAGAAGUUAGUCGAUGAGGGCCUGGAAGUGAAUCUGGACAACAGUUCUAAGCCUCAGCACCCACUGUGGGAAGAGAAGGUGGCCAUAGCCUUGGGAAUAGGAAUCGCCAGUGGAGUGGUAGGUGGCGUGUUGCUGGUCAUUGCCCUGGGCGGCGGGCUGAGGCUGAUGCAUGGCAGUGAUGGCCUCGAGUCCUUCAAAGCCUUCCUCUGGAAAGGCUGGCUGUCCAGGAACCCGGACCAGUUUAGGAAGCCAGGCUAGCUUUUUAAAGGAAUAUCUGGCGGUCUGAUUGUGGCCUGGCUAGGAGGGAGAGCUUCCACUGCCCCAAGAGUGGGGCACACGGAGAGGGGCAACGUCAUGGGAGUGCGCUGGGCAACAUUCCAGAUGGAUCUCUUCCUGAUCUUCCUGCCACUGGGCCCCCAAGAAGCCUAACCCUAGGCACCGCCGCUGCUCCUGGGGAGAGUUCUGGCUUCCAAGCUUGCAUUCACUACCUCUCACAACUUGACGCCUCUCCGCCUCUGUCCCUUCUUCUGAGCUGUGUAAUCUUGUAGAAGGACAUGUAAACAGCUUUCCUAGUGGAAACCUUCUUCUCCUCUUCAAUAAAAAUCAUUCACAGUAGCUGCCUGCAGACCUCACCACCUCUGUUCUUUAGUUAAAAAUCUCUUCC